Molecule: messenger RNA, 1715 nt
Organism: Beta vulgaris subsp. vulgaris (sugar beet)
Lineage: Eukaryota; Viridiplantae; Streptophyta; Magnoliopsida; Caryophyllales; Amaranthaceae
Product: elongation factor Tu, mitochondrial
Exons: 12
Coding region: 94-1455 (453 amino acids)
Biological process (GO): mitochondrial translational elongation
Cellular component (GO): mitochondrion
Molecular function (GO): translation elongation factor activity; GTP binding; GTPase activity
Source: RefSeq, a predicted model, not a curated record
CUAAAACCCUCUCCUUCCAUUUUCCUGGUGCGGCUAAAACCCUUUUUGUUUACUUCAUCAUCUCCAAUCUCUCUCCUCCUUCAAAUCGCAAAAAUGGCGUCAGUAGCUCUGCGAAACCCUAACUCCAAACGAUUAUUACCUUACUCUUCUCACCAAAUCCACUUCUACUCCUCCGUUUGUCGAGCUCUUCUUUCUCCCAGCUCCUCCAUUGUCGAACAACUUUCCACAAAUGACUCUUCUUCUCUCUCCUCGAUGUGGCGAUCUAUGGCUACUUUCACACGAACAAAACCUCAUGUUAACGUAGGAACUAUUGGACAUGUUGAUCAUGGAAAGACAACUUUGACCGCUGCAAUUACAAAGGUUUUGGCAGCAGAAGGGAAAGCGAAGGCUAUUGCCUUUGAUGAAAUUGAUAAAGCUCCUGAAGAGAAGAAGAGAGGGAUCACCAUUGCAACGGCACAUGUUGAGUAUGAGACUGCAAAACGACACUAUGCACAUGUUGAUUGUCCUGGACAUGCUGAUUAUGUUAAGAACAUGAUUACUGGAGCUGCUCAAAUGGAUGGUGGUAUUCUUGUUGUAUCUGCUCCUGAUGGACCCAUGCCACAGACAAAGGAGCAUAUUCUACUUGCACGCCAGGUUGGUGUACCAUCAUUGGUUUGCUUUUUGAACAAAGUGGAUGUUGUUGAUGACCCAGAGCUAAUUGAAUUGGUCGAAAUGGAGCUCCGUGAACUUCUCAGCUUCUACAAGUUCCCUGGGGAUGAUAUCCCUAUUGUUAGGGGCUCAGCCUUGUCUGCCUUAAAUGGAACAAAUGACGAAAUAGGCAGGCAAGCUAUUUUGAAGCUUAUGGAUGCUGUGGAUGAAUACAUUCCUGACCCUGUUCGCCAACUUGACAAACCUUUCUUGAUGCCAGUAGAAGAUGUUUUCUCGAUCCAGGGACGUGGAACUGUGGUGACUGGCCGAAUAGAGCAAGGCAUGAUCAAAGUUGGCGAAGAUGUUGAAAUUUUGGGUUUAAUGCAGGGCGGUCCAAUUAAAUCUACCGUAACAGGUGUGGAAAUGUUUAAGAAAAUCUUGGAUAACGGUCAGGCUGGUGACAAUGUGGGUCUGCUUCUGCGUGGGCUGAAGAGGGAAGAUGUACAGCGAGGACAGGUGGUUGCUAAACCAGGAAGCACUAAAACAUUCAAAAAGUUUGAGGCAGAGAUAUAUGUUCUCACCAAGGAUGAAGGUGGGCGUCAUACAGCCUUCUUUUCCAACUACAGACCUCAGUUUUAUUUGAGAACAGCAGAUGUUACUGGCAAAGUUGAGUUGCCAGAGAAUGUGAAGAUGGUGAUGCCUGGUGACAAUGUGACUGCUACUUUUGAAUUGAUAUCUGCUGUCCCUCUUGAACCAGGGCAAAGAUUUGCUUUGAGGGAGGGAGGUCGAACAGUCGGUGCUGGUGUGGUUUCAAAAGUUAUCAGCUAAAAUUGCUACCAUUGAACAUAAAGGAAGUUCGUGAUUGCAAUGCGAUUUACACCAGGGAUACUGUGUUUUUGAAGACGGGUCUGAUUUCUUGUACUUUUGAAUUGACAUGCAGAGUAAGAUGUAGGAAUUAUUUAAAAGGAAAUAGAGUUGAUUUCUUUAUCAAGCAAAUUGCUCACUUUGUAGUUCAUAAUAAACACUCAUCAUUCAACCUCUUUGAUGGUUGAGUACAUAAUUUUCUUGGAGUUGCAUAUUUCUUACCA